This is a messenger RNA of Porites lobata, 829 nucleotides long. Lineage: Eukaryota; Metazoa; Cnidaria; Anthozoa; Scleractinia; Poritidae. The record is from the annotation of a GenBank genome assembly.
AUGUCAAGCGGUGCAGAAGAAAUUAUACCCGUCAACAAGACAGAGGCGUCAUCAGACAUAUUUCAUAGGUUCCAUAAGAAACUGUCCACUUUGCUUCCUUCGCAUCUUCCUGGCAAACCUGCUUCAUUUCAGGAUUACCUGACAAGCGUCGUUAAAGAUCCCGGCAACAUAAAUGAGGAACGUACAGCCCUUUAUUUAGCUUCAGGCUGUGCAAAGACGUACAAGAACUGCAUAGUCAGGGCCUUUGUCGCAGCUUCGUUCCCCCCUCUAAAGGUUGGCAGUUUUGCAGCUGAGCAAGUUAAAUAUACCUUUGAAGGAGACGUCUUCCCACAAUUCACUCAUAUCGAAAAAAGUAACUUCAGCUGCGCCAUUUGCAUACCUUACCUCAGAUGGGCUAUAAUUAAUAGCAUACCUCACUCCAAAUGUCGAGCCCAAUCGGCAAAACCGGAUGCAAUAUUGUCGGGUACUGCGACGUUAUGUUUCUCCGGCAUGGUCCAGCUCAAAGAACAUAGCAGUUCUAGAUUGCAUUUGGAGGCCGUGGCCUUUUUCAAAGAGCCCAAGAGGAAGAGCUCCGCUGCGGUAGAAAGAAGGAAGCCAGAUUAGCGGGGAAAGAACAAAAGCGUAUUUCUGAAUAUUUUCAAAAACCUUCAGUGAAUUUAAACUAGGAAGGACCUCCGAGUUCCAACACCAAGCACACACCAGAAAUAAAGUCAAGUGCUGUCAUUUAUGGGAUUCGGAGGUCGUUAAAAAUUUUGGAAGUGAUUCACAGAUUAGAAGAACAACUGCUGAAGGCCUCUUCAAAAAAAAAGACGCAACAAUGGCGGUUUGA